Messenger RNA from Python bivittatus (Burmese python), 1231 nucleotides. NCBI's taxonomy places the organism in Eukaryota, Metazoa, Chordata, Lepidosauria, Squamata, Pythonidae. The record is from RefSeq and is a predicted model, not a curated record.
AUGGCAGAACGGAAGGGCGCCAGAUAUCACCCAGGAGCAGCUUCUGAGCCUGCUCUCUUUGGGCGGUCCCGAGGAGGCUUGCUUGGCCAGCUCUAUCCACAGGAGAAUCCGGACAGCCCCCUCGGGCUGCUUCCAGCCAGCUGUGACCACCAAGAUGCCUGGGUCCGCGAUAACGUCUACAGCAUCCUGGCCGUGUGGGGGCUGGGGCUGGCCUACCGGAAGAACGCUGACCGUGACGAGGACAAGGCCAAAGCGUACGAGCUGGAGCAGAGCGUGGUGAAGCUGAUGAGGGGCCUCCUGCAGUGCAUGAUGAGGCAGGUGGACAAAGUGGAGGACUUCAAGUACAGCCAGAGCCCCAAGGACUGCUUGCAUGCCAAGUACAACACCUGCACCUGUGCCACCGUGGUGGGAGACGACCAGUGGGGCCACCUGCAGCUGGAUGCCACCUCCCUCUACCUGCUUAUGCUGGCCCAGAUGACGGCCUCAGGGCUUCACAUCAUCCACAGCCUGGAUGAAGUCAGCUUCAUCCAAAACCUUGUCUUCUACAUUGAAGCCGCGUACAAGACUGCAGACUUUGGGAUAUGGGAACGUGGCGACAAGACAAACCAAGGGAUUACGGAGCUGAAUGCCAGCUCGGUGGGCAUGGCAAAGGCAGCUCUGGAGGCCUUGGAUGAACUUGACCUCUUUGGCGCCAAAGGGAGCCCCCAGUCAGUGAUCCAUGUCUUGCCGGAUGAGGUGCAGCACUGCCAGUCUAUUCUCCGCUCGAUGCUGCCGCGGGCCUCCACCUCCAAGGAGAUCGAUGCCAGCCUCCUCUCGGUCAUUUCCUACCCGGCGUUUGCUGUGGAGGACACGGAAGUGGUGGAGAAGACCAAGGAGGAGAUCAUCGUCAAGCUGCAGGGCCGUUAUGGUUGCUGCCGGUUUCUCCGGGACGGCUACAGAACCCCCAAAGAAGACCCCAGCCGCCUUUACUACGAGCCUGCGGAGCUGAAGCUCUUUGAGAACAUCGAGUGCGAGUGGCCGCUCUUCUGGACCUACCUGAUCAUCGACGGCCUCUUCAGUGGCAACAUGGAGCAGGUGGAGCCGGGAAGCCACGGCCACGGAGCGCCUGGGCUGGAGCAGUGGAGCCAGCAAGGAGCUCUGGAGCCGCACUAGCCUGGGUCCCGAUGAAGGAGCAGAAUGCAAACCGUCCUGGGAAAUUCUUACGGGGUGGGGCGGAGAGGGCACAUCUCUU